Molecule: messenger RNA, 1698 nt
Organism: Exophiala dermatitidis NIH/UT8656
Lineage: Eukaryota; Fungi; Ascomycota; Eurotiomycetes; Chaetothyriales; Herpotrichiellaceae
Exons: 1
Coding region: 559-1194 (211 amino acids)
Source: RefSeq, a predicted model, not a curated record
CGCCAGUCUGUGUUCCAAAACUCGCAGCUUGAAGUUGCCUGCGCCGCGCUGAACGACACGAUCCUCGUCUCGAAGCAGAGGUCGUCGUCGUCGGCGUCACACCACUGGCAUCACAUACUGUAUCACUGGGCCCUAUUUCAAGUCAAGGUUCGUUUUGAGAACACAAAACAUGACAGUAUCAGUACAUUCCAAUCAAGAAACCAAAGUACAUGUUCAGCCUCGUGGUGAUUCAGCCUAAGGUAGCUAUGUUUAUUUUUUGGGAUUCAGUCUACUGUCGACAGCUGUCAUCGAUCACUGUCAUCGACAUUGCAUCCGAGCUUCUUGUCUUAGCCUCGCGAACUCUCUUUUGCUUGUUUGCUUUGACGGCCACAUGCCAGUCUGACAUCUGUCAAACAAAACGAGCCACUGACUUCAACUCGCAGCGCGACGAACCCGACUCGCUGUUGACGGGCGUCACAUAAAACGAACCUCUAACCACCCACUCGAUUCCUCCUACUCGACGGAUGGACUUCGAGAGCCUCAUUCACUGUUGACCUCAUCAACUGACCGCUGCCAAUAAUGAACUGCUAUUGUGAUGUUCAAGCUGUCCUCGAUGACAAGAAGACUGGAGAACAAACCCAUUUUCUAAGGGGACUUCCUGAUACAACAUUGUACAGCCAUCGCCAGCCUUGGAAGAAUACAACAUCAACUAUAGUAAAAGACGAUGAAAACACACAGUUGCUGACAUACGCUGUACAAUGUACUCAUACGUGUGACUUGACCUGCUGCAGGGGCCCGCCGUUUUGUAUCACCUUCGUUGCUCACCGCCGCAGCCUCCACUCCCAGUAUCGGGCAUGUAGUUCUCACACACACACGGGAACUACGCUGCAUCAUCGUCGCGUCGAAUGUUGCCUUCACAUACUAGUACUACUAUUCCAGAACGAUUCGUUUCCAUUGUUUCUUCCGGGACGAGGCUGGCUCGAACGUUUCAGGGCACCGGCAUUGGCACCACAAAUUGUGGGCGGUGCGGGUGUCGCUCGGCUCCGCCCCCUUUAUUGUUCUUCUGAAUAUUCGCCUCGACUUUUUUCUUUUCCGUACGACGUACUCCUGACUCAGCUUGCAGUGCAGUGUGGCCCAACGCAUACUGUAUCGUGCCGAGUAAAGGAGGCAUCCACGGCUCCGAUAAAAAUGUUACGACUAAUCGGUACACAGUAGUAGUACCACAGCUGUGGUUCAAGUUCGACGAAUGCUCCGCCAGCAUACGUAUCACUUACCUAGGUACAAUGCCAUUGUAUAGUACUCCACCAGGUGCUGCUAUCGAUAGUCCAUCACAGCUCUAUUAUAUGUUUCAAAUUAUCAGACUGCUUGCCUACCCUGGAUUUACCAUACUUGGGCUACUACCGAGGUCCUGCUUCUGCUCACUACAUGCACUGGUACAAGUCAUCUCUCUUCACACAAUUUGUAAGGGGAUGCAGUGUGAGGGGAUUUGGACCAAUUGCGUGAAGAGAGGUGACUCGUACUAGGUGUGAGAUUCUGCUAUCGAAGCUCUAUCAUUAUGGUUAUCAGACUGCUUCCGCUACCCUAAGCUUACCCUACCUCGAGAGAGGAGUACAUGCAUGCUUUGCCAGUACUGACUUAUUAAUGGUGGCUAAGGGAAUGCUUCUGGAAAUAUUGAACUUUUUCAAAUAUAUACGUUGUAGUCGUUUCUCGUUGCCCAAA